Varanus komodoensis (Komodo dragon) is the source of this 5810-nucleotide messenger RNA. RefSeq names its product SH3 and PX domains 2B (gene SH3PXD2B). Bases 256 to 2982 code for a protein of 908 amino acids. The transcript has 13 exons. Gene Ontology annotation, molecular function: protein binding; superoxide-generating NADPH oxidase activator activity; phosphatidylinositol binding. The record is from RefSeq and is a predicted model, not a curated record. NCBI's taxonomy places the organism in Eukaryota, Metazoa, Chordata, Lepidosauria, Squamata, Varanidae. Gene Ontology annotation, biological process: superoxide anion generation.
ACUGGGGGGAGGAAGAGGAAGCAGAAGCAGACGCCGAGGGUGCUCUGUGGCUUAAGCUUGCCUAUCUUAGGCGCGCAAGCGCUGCUUUUCUUUGCAAUCGCGGCUCUUAAAAGUUCAUACGUUUCGGCAGGAGCCUUGGUUGUACCGACCUCCUGGAGAAAGGGGGCUCUUUGGUCUCUUCCCACCCCCUUCCAGACCAAGAUUUGCACUGUUUUUAGUUUGCUUCUGGGGUUCGGGUUGCAGAGGACCAAAGCUAUGCCCCGGAAGAGUAUCUUGGAGGUGAAGGUGCUGGACGUGCAGAAAAGGCGAAUUCCCAACAAGCAUUAUGUAUACAUUAUCAAGGUCACUUGGUCCAGUGGCUCCACAGAGGCCAUUUAUCGACGAUACAGCAAGUUCUUUGACCUGCAGAUGCAAAUGCUGGACAAAUUCCCAACAGAAGGAGGACAGAAGGACCCUAAACAAAGGAUCAUCCCCUUUCUUCCAGGCAAGAUCCUCUUCCGCCGGAGUCACAUCCGUGAUGUUGCUAUCAAGCGUCUUAUACCCAUUGAUGAGUAUUGUAAGGCUCUGAUCCAGCUACCACCAUACAUCUCUCAGUGUGAUGAAGUCCUUCAGUUCUUUGAGACAAGACCAGAAGACUUGAAUCCCCCCAAAGAGGAGCCAAUUGGAAAGAAGAAAUCUGGCGGAGAUUUGACCUCUGCUGAUCCCAUGGUCCUGGAACAGUAUGUGGUGGUAGCAGAUUACCAGAAGCAAGAGAGUUCGGAGAUUAGCUUGUGUGCGGGCCAAGUGGUGGACAUAAUUGAGAAGAAUGAAUCUGGCUGGUGGUUUGUGAGCACAUUGGAUGAGCAAGGGUGGGUCCCAGCCACCUGUCUGGAGGCCCAGGAUGGAAUCCAGGAUGAAUUUGCAAUGCAACCUGAAGAAGAAGAGAAGUAUAUGGUAAUUUACCCUUAUGCUGCUCGGGACCAAGAUGAAAUAAGCCUAGACAAAGGGGCUGUAGUGGAGGUGAUCCAAAAAAACCUGGAAGGAUGGUGGAAAAUCAGGUAUCAGGGUCAGGAGGGCUGGGCCCCAGCAUCAUACCUGAAAAAGGGGAGCGGGGACACGUUUGCACCAAAAGUGGGAGCUUCCACUUCUGCCCACUCGUAUGCACUGGAUCUAGAUGGAAUUUCUCGGCAGCAGAACUCAACAGGCAGAGACAAGGAUGGGCCGAACAGCCAAAGAGACGGAAGAUUUGAUGGUCGCCCAUUGCCAAACGCGGACUUGAGGCGAAAGUCACCAAAGAUGAGGCAGAGGCCCCCUCCUCGUCGUGACCUCACUAUUCCACGUGGCCUCAACUUGCCCAAACCUCCUGUGCCUCCUCAAGUGGAAGAGGAAUACUACACCAUUGCUGACUUCCAGACCACCAUCCCUGAUGGCAUCAGCUUUGAAGCAGGAAUGAAAUUGGAGGUGAUUGAGAAGAACGUGAGUGGCUGGUGGUAUAUUCAGAUCAUGGAGAAGGAAGGCUGGGCACCGGCUACCUUUAUUGACAAAUACAAGAAAACGAGCAAUGCAUCUAGACCUAACUUCUUAGCACCGCUGCCAAAUGAAACCACACCGCUCCAGCCGGGCGAUAGUGCAGCAGAGAGCAGCUCUAAUGGGGAAGCCACUGGGCCAUCCAGGCCCCUGCCUGAAGCACCACCUAAUGGUAUAGAUUGUGGGGUGAAAUGGAAAGGGAAGGAGGCUUCCAAGGGCGCUGUGCCCGAGAGCAGCGAUGCAGCUUUGUGUGUGGGGUAUGAAGAGAUCCCUGACCGGGAUGCAGAGGAGAAACCAAGCCUCCCUCCAAGGAAAGAAUCCAUAAUUAAAUCCGAAGAGGAGUUAAUGGAAAGGCAGCGGUUGGAGCAGAGGCCGCCUCCAAAGCCUCCUGGCCUGAUUUUGCCUGCUAUGCCACCAAAGCAGGCUGUCCCUCCAAGGGACAGCAAGAAACCAGAGCUCAAAACAGAGAAGGGGAAAUUGUUCCAGCUGAAAAAUGAAAUGGGAUUAGAGUGUGGACACAAAGUUUCUCCCAAAGAGGUAAAGAAGCCAAACCUCCGGCCCACUGUGAAGCCAGCUAAGCCAAAGGUUGAGGCCCCGGAGGAGAAGCCUGAGCAAGCUGCCCCAAACCCUUUCCUGAAAUCGAAACCUCAGCUCAGACCCAAGCCGCCGACAGCAGCCCCCAGGACUGAUGCUCCCCAGGCAGAUGAUAAGCUGGACAUUUGCAAUCUGAGGAGCAAGCUCAGGCCUGCAAAGGCGCAGGAGAGGCCUUCUGAGCAGGACCCCGUGUCCAGUGAGAGUGCCUUCAGCAACAGCGUGCUUCCAGGAGAAUCCUCUGUCAGAUCUCAGGAAAGGCCAAAUGUAGAGAUGAGGGCUUCGUCCAGACCAGACAGCCAAGUCUUUAAGGAAACGGCUUCCCCCAAGGUUUCUUUUGGCUCCUCGAAGGCAGGCGAGAGUGAGCCCAAGAGCAGCUUUCCUGUUCCCAGGGAACCACCACAACGGCCGGUAGUACCACCCAGAAGGCCACCACCUCCUAAGAAAGCUUCUGUGCCACCACCCGUAUCUUCAUUUGCCCCCUCUCCUGAGCUUAAAGCCCCCCAGAGGGAAGUGCCUGACGUCAGAGCUACCCAGGGGCCUGGCAGGCCCAUGAUGGUCCCACCAAAAGCCAAAGGCUUCCUGUCAGCUCCCUGUCAAGAGGAUACCAAAGCCAAAAGUGGCUUAAGCCAAAAGGCAGCACCAAAAGCCCUGGAGAGGGAGAAAGCGUCCGUCCCUAUUACCAAUUCAGAUGUCUCCAAAGACGCCCUCUAUGUGGCUGUAGCAGAUUUUGAAGGAGAUGAAGAAACAAGCAGCUUUAAAGAAGGGACCUUGUUUGAAGUCCGUGAGAAGAACAGCAGUGGCUGGUGGUUUUGCAAGAUUCUUGCAGGAGGGCCAUGUUGGGAAGGCUGGAUUCCUUCCAAUUAUCUCAGAAAAAAGCCAUAGUCCCUCCAUUGUCUUCAUAUUAUGCAGUGGUUCAGCCUUCUCCAUUUUAGUAUCAAAAUAUUUAAUUAGCUUAUUUAUAGUUUUUCAUAAGGCUGCCUUUAUUACUAAAGAGGGAAAAUUAUCUGGGAUACUAUACAUUCCAAAUUGUGUCCUUUCCAAGAAACAAUAAUAAGGGAAACAAGCCUUCGUGUAGUGCAGCUCAGCUACUCGUCUUUCUCGGCUAAGUCAUUCCCUGAACACUUUUUGAUAGGUGACACUUUGUCCUUUCUCCACUCUGUAUGGUUUAGGGCAGCCUGUGCCUCACAGGACCAGAUGAUAAAAAUGUGAGUUCUCUUAAAUUCUUUUGACUUCUCAUAAAUUCUUCUGUCAUGUCUGGAGCAUACAGUGUCAAACAUAACAGAAGUUGGAAAAUGUUUUUUAAAAAUGGUUCCCGUGAGCCUGUUUUCAGUGAGUCUGGGAGAGAAUCUGUUUUUGGCUUGUUAUUUAGUUGGGCCCACUUAGCCAAAGACGGGAAGUGAGAUGGGGAAUGGCCGCUGUAUUGGCUGAGUGUCCCAGUGAGAUGUCAUGUGCCAUAUGGUGCUGCAGGAGCUAAGAGACUCCAGGGCAAGUAAUUAUUAUAUUCCUAGGUGGAAAGACUUAGCCAAGUGGAGAGCAUAUCUGUGUAGUUUUGUGACUGUGUUGUCUGUGCCCUUGUUUCAGCAAUGCCUUUGCCAGCGCAGUUGUCCCUUGGGUGACAGUGGCCGUUCCAAAGCGCCUCUUUUGCAGCCAUGAGUGCUGCCAACGGGCUUCACUGGGCUUCUGCUGUGCAGACCUCUGUGUAGAUGUGUGUGUUUUUCCCAGCACGGUAGUCUCAAUUUAAUUAAUGGAGUAAGCACUGCUUUGGGUUAUCCAUGCCAUUCAGUCUCAAGGAUCCAGGCAUUUGGCAAGAGGACUGCUGGCAGGGCGCGUGGUGUGGCCUCUGCAGGAUCGGAUUGCCGUGCUCCAGUCACAAUUGCGCCUGCAGGUUGGUGGGUCAACCCUGAUUCCCCUGGUCUAGUGGAGGUCACCUGCUGGGUCAGUCACCCCCCAGUGGGCAUUGAUAGUUUUGAAUGCAGGGCCUCUCUGGAAGUAGCAACAAAAGGAGAAAGCUUUUGAUGCAUUUCUCCCCAGUUUAUCUUUUCCUUAUCCUUUUGCCUGUGUGGACUUCUUCAGAACCCAUGUUUUCCACCUUUGCACUGGUUGCAGAAGAAACACACGGGAUGUGUCUAAGGUGCCCAUUUUAGCAUCUGCCUGAAACAUGCAGUCAGACCGAAGCAGCAGUUCUUCAGUGUGGGCAGCCAUUCGCUUGGUCAAAAGACACGGGUGUGUUCUGGCCUCAGUUUUCUGCGAUGCCAUGAAAUUGGUUCUUCUCCCUGAAGAGGGCCGCCUUCCAGAGCAGCUUCUGCCAAGAGCCCCUUAACGUGAUGGGUGGAGACUUCGAAACAACAGCCAGCCCGUGUGCGCCUGUGUCCAUGGGGCACUUGUGUCUGUGUGUAUGAGGAUGGCCACUUCCUUUCCUGAUCAUUCCUCAUGUACAUGCAAGGGAUGCAAGCAGGAGAAAUACAUACACACCUUUCCCUUCUUUGUUGCAUUUUUAAUGCAUGCUCGCCUCUAGGGAGUGAAGCCACCAGGAGAACCUUGCCCCCUGUCCUCAGUCCUGAAUGGAGCAGACUUUGACCUAAGACUCUCAGAAAUGCAAACCUGCAUGAAUUUACUGACAUGCUGAGGUAGAACGGAGACCCGUAUAAAGUAGAUUGCAUUGGCCGAAGGAGGCCCUGGAAAACACUUCAAGUGACAAAAGGGCCUCCCUAGAGCUGUGCAUUUGUGCAUUAACGGCAUUAAUUUGCCUAGCUUGGGCUUCCAUGGACUGAAUCUCUAACCUGAUUAGGUCUAAUUUCCAUACUACCUGAAACCCUAUACUUGGAUUCCUUAAUUUUUUAGAAAGAGCAUUCAGUAGUCCAGCUCCUGAUUUUGCCUCUGGACAUCAGUACUUGGCUUUUGUGCCGCUACAAUUUUAACUGCUGGUCUCUUAGUGCUGGCUUUUACUUCUGUCCAUAGGAAAAAUAGUUCCCCUUGGUCUUUGUGUGGUCAGUAGAUAAAAAUACAUUUUGUGGGGCUUUUGGCCACAUGGAAGUGAAAGUGAUUUUUCUUUCUCAUAAGCUCCUUUUCAAUUGUUGAGCAAACUGAUGUCCAGUUAUGUCAUCUCAUUACCUACACCUAUCUAGUCAUGUGGUAACAACACUAAAUUAGAUGACUUUACUCCAGAAUAAUUGGUAUACAGGGCAAUGACUCCUCCCUCUCUCCCCCCACUGAUUCCUUCCCAUUUUUCUAGAUGCAAAGGCUAUCCCACAGUAGGAAGGAUGCAGAACUCCUCUUGGAGUCUUUUUCUCUGCCUUCUGCCUUUCUGGUCCCUGUAGUAUCUUAAGCUGAGAGUCUGGAAUGAUCAGGACUGCCAGAGCAGUCUGCCUCAGUGCAAGCAACAGCAUCCGCCUGUACCUCUGAGUUUAUUAUUGCGUGAAACACAAGCAGUGCCCCUCUGACUGAGACACCAGCAGGUGGAAGGGCGCUUCAAAGACCUUCUCCUCAUCUGCCAUCUUUAGAAGCCUGUUUUAAUGUCUAAUAUUAUGUAAACUCGUAUCAGUCUGUACGUUGCCAUGGGUGGGUGGGCUGGAGGGAUUUCUGAGGAUGAUAGAUGUAGCCUGUAUAAAACAAACAUGUAUACUUCCAGCAUUAAAGGACGGUGGUGGUAUUUUUUAAGGUAAAGAAAUAAAAAAGUGGCUUGACUGGUUUCAAGCACAAUUGUUACAAUA